AUAUUGAUCACGUGGUUGUGUGAUAUCACGUGACAUGUGCAAGUUUAUGACGUCAAUCGGAACACGGUAAGAACAAAAUGGAGGAGUACGCAAGGGAGCCGUGUCCCUGGAGGAUUGUGGACGACUGUGGUGGUGCUUUCACCAUGGGGGCGAUCGGAGGAGGGAUCUUCCAGGCCGUGAAGGGCUUUCGAAAUUCACCUUCUGGCAUGAGCCACAGGCUUAGAGGUAGCGUGACGGCCAUCAAGACCAGAGCUCCUCAGCUGGGAGGGAGCUUCGCUGUGUGGGGCGGCCUCUUCUCCACGAUCGACUGCGGCCUCGUCCAGGUGAGGGGCAAAGAAGACCCGUGGAACUCCAUCACCAGUGGAGCCAUGACCGGCGCCGUCCUCGCCGCUAGGAAUGGCCCUGUUGCCAUGGUAGGCUCGGCUGCCAUGGGCGGCAUCCUCCUGGCGUUGAUCGAGGGAGCGGGCAUCCUGCUCACCCGGUUCGCCUCCUCACAGUUCCCCACAGGUCCCCAGUUUGCGGAGGAGCCAGCGCCCAUGCCAGCGCCAUCUUUCGGAGACUACAGACAGUACCAGUGAGCCCCCUCAACCCCUGGGGCUUUUUUUUAUACCAUGAACUCGAGACUGGGACGCCCUCACCUCACCAACCCAACCCCACCGUGGGAAGUCCUCAAACGCUACUAUAAAAUCAUGGGAUUGUGACCAGAGAGAAAAAAACACACACACACACACACACACACACACACACACACACACAUAUAUAUAGACACUUUUUACUUUAUACUUUAAGCUACCCACAGAUCGCCUUUUUGCUCCUCGGCCUUGUGUUUUGCUCGGUAGUUCAUCCCCCUAUCAGCUGAAUGUCCUUCCUCUGGACCAAGGAGUUGCCUUCAGCCUGUGUCUCUGCAAGUGUGUUCGGUGUGUGUGUGUGUGUUCCCAGAUGUCUACGCUUGACACACACUCACACACACCCAGGCUGGCUGAAGCAGGCAGCGACUCCGCCGUGCUGCGGUGGUCAUGUUGUGUUCACUCGUAAUGUUUUGUGUUCUGUACAUAAAGGCUGUCUGCAUGCGUGACAUGCUGUGGUGUCUGCCUCAUGUGUACCCGCUCUGUUGAUGGGCACCAGGUGCCAUGGAGGACAUCACAGCGGUUCUUCAAACUGGUGAAGGAGAGCAGGGGAAGGUAUUAGUGAAGAAACAGGUCCCCCUUUUUUUGUGUAAAAACUGGGCUCUAUUUAUUUUUUUGAAGAGAGAUAACCUAUUCCACUUGACAUUUUAUUGUAUGUAGAUCUCUGAGAUUAAAGCCUUUGUGACUGGAGGAGCAUACAGGAGACAAGUUUUACAGUUUCCAACUGGAUUCUUCUCUGGAUUGUGAAUAUGAACCGGGUCUAAGAAACAGACCAGAAAUAAUAAAUAAACACAAACAUCUGACAUAAA
This is a messenger RNA of Alosa alosa (allis shad), 1435 nucleotides long. RefSeq names its product translocase of inner mitochondrial membrane 17 homolog A (yeast) (gene timm17a). The coding region runs from base 78 to 578 and encodes 166 amino acids. Gene Ontology annotation, cellular component: mitochondrial inner membrane; TIM23 mitochondrial import inner membrane translocase complex. The transcript has 6 exons. Gene Ontology annotation, biological process: protein import into mitochondrial matrix. Lineage: Eukaryota; Metazoa; Chordata; Actinopteri; Clupeiformes; Clupeidae. The record is from RefSeq and is a predicted model, not a curated record. Gene Ontology annotation, molecular function: transmembrane protein transporter activity.